Molecule: messenger RNA, 1120 nt
Organism: Dimorphilus gyrociliatus
Lineage: Eukaryota; Metazoa; Annelida; Polychaeta; Dinophilidae
Source: the annotation of a GenBank genome assembly
AAUGGUUUGGAUGAAAGAGAAGUCAAAACUAAUAGAACUUCCUCAUGUAGAUAUUGUUAAAGUAAAAUCAAAAUUGAAAAUAUAUAUAUUCAUGUUAAAUGGUCAAUAUAUUGAAAUGGAAAAGAAAGUCUUACUUGAUGUUGAAUAUAAGGGAAAUGAGAAAGCAGCUUGUUUCUGGAUUCUAAGUGCUGGUAUUGUAGAUCUUGUUUUUGGUAUUGAUUUAGUUAAAGAAUCAGAGAAGAGAGGUUUAAUACUAAAGAGAAGUACUGGUGAAUUAAUUUAUGAAACUCCCAACCUUCAUUCAAGCUUAGAAAACAGAUGGGUAGUCAGCCCAAAUGAAGAAAGUACAAAUUAUCUAUUUGAGUUAAAGGAUAUCAAGAAAAGUGAUGGUGAUGAGUAUCAUGCUUAUAUUGUUGGUGAAAACACUACUAUAACUUGCAUUGUACCUGUUUUAGUUUAUGAUACCAAUCCUGUAUUUGAAAUUUUCCCCAAUGACACCAUUUAUGAAAAUGUCACAAUGAAUUUCACAUGUACAAUGGAAGUAACCGGUGCUUUAAGUGUACAGAUAUUAUAUUUGAAGAAUGGUGUACGGUUUCAUAUUUCCCAUCGUUCUUUUAUAAAAUAUCAUGAUAAACUGGUAGAUGUUGGCUAUAUUGUUGCAAAGCCAGACAUUGAUAAUUACAACUAUUCCUGUAGAGUAAGCUUGUUUUAUGAUAAUCAUAAAAAUAUUACUCUUGACAGCAAAAGGAAACCAUUGAGGAUCUUUUAUAGUGUCCGGGAUAUAAGAACAAUACCUGAACAAAAGCCUUACUCAGGCCCACUUAGAGUAGAUGUUGGAAAAUCAAUUGAAUGUGUAGCAUCCGGUAAUCCUUUACCCAAUUAUGAGUGGAGAAAAUUAAAUUCUACAAUGGUUGUAGCAAACAGUGCCAAUUUGGUUGUUGAAAAGAGUUGGGCUGGUAAAAAUAAUUUUUAUGAGUGUACAGCUAUGAACAAAAUUGAUGGAGUGACAGCUAAAAUUACCAAAACAGUUCAUUUCAUUGGUGGAGGAACAUUGAUAAAAUCAGAUGUUGCAAUGAUAUUUUUCAUAUCUAUUUUAAGUUUUAGCCUCAAUUUAGUAUAG